UACAUUAGAAUUUAUGUCUACUCGACCUCGUGUUAUAAAUAUUGAAGAAGUAUUAGUUAAAUUCGCAUUACCUCGUUUAACAUCAUCAAUAUAUGAACGAUUUAUUGUUACUAAUUGA
Messenger RNA from Rotaria sp. Silwood2, 118 nucleotides. The record is from the annotation of a GenBank genome assembly. Lineage: Eukaryota; Metazoa; Rotifera; Eurotatoria; Philodinida; Philodinidae.